GACUCUAUUGGUUACGUCCGUCGUUUUCGUUCAAUGUGCCUGAUAUUUUGUCCCUUACGAGUUGCCGUAGUUAAUGCCAUAAAGUGUAACUAGCUGUCGUGACGAGUUAAAUCCGGUAGUAGAGGUCACAACAAACCACUCGGCAUGGGAGGUGACCACGGCCACAGCAAGAUGUCCAUGCCGGACUGGCGACAGUGGAAAAUAGAGGGAACUCCACUGGAAUUUACACAGAAGAGGCUGGCGGCCAGGGGCCUCAAGGACCCAUGGGCACGUAAUGAGGCAUGGAGGUACUCUGGCGGUUUCGCUCGUGCUGUUACUCUGUCAGAUGUGCUGCUCAAAGGAUUUAAGUGGGGCUUUGCUGCCUUUACUGUUGCUCUGGCUGUGGAAUACACUCUGUUUCCUCCAAAGAAGGGUGGCCAUUAAUGUCAUUAUCGUCAAACCUGAAAUUUACCUUAUGUAUAAUGUUAAGUGGUAUUUGCUGUUCAUUAAAUUGUUUGUGAUCAGAAAAUGGCUUUACACAUUUUACAUGUACAAGUAAAAUGUUACACGUUUCAGUAAAACAUAACACAUCCUUUUAUUUGUAACAUUAUUUGACUGACUAAUGUUGCAAAUACAAUUGUUCAUUAAUUCUG
Betta splendens (Siamese fighting fish) is the source of this 632-nucleotide messenger RNA. RefSeq names its product NADH:ubiquinone oxidoreductase subunit B3 (gene ndufb3). Lineage: Eukaryota; Metazoa; Chordata; Actinopteri; Anabantiformes; Osphronemidae. The transcript is spliced from 3 exons. Gene Ontology annotation, cellular component: mitochondrion. Gene Ontology annotation, biological process: mitochondrial respiratory chain complex I assembly; electron transport chain. The coding region runs from base 145 to 423 and encodes 92 amino acids. The record is from RefSeq and is a predicted model, not a curated record.